Messenger RNA from Helobdella robusta, 825 nucleotides. RefSeq lists its product as hypothetical. Gene Ontology annotation, molecular function: acireductone synthase activity. The transcript is spliced from 6 exons. The record is from RefSeq and is a predicted model, not a curated record. NCBI's taxonomy places the organism in Eukaryota, Metazoa, Annelida, Clitellata, Rhynchobdellida, Glossiphoniidae. Bases 1 to 825 code for a protein of 274 amino acids.
AUGGACAAAACGAGCAGAAAGAGAUCGUCCACCUCCGGCGAUUUUGUCUAUGACCACGUUAAAGCUGUCGUUCUUGAAUUUGCCGAUGUUAUGGUCGCCUUCAAUCAUGUUAAAGAUCAAAUCCAUGAUUACGUGAAGGGCAAUGUGUCCGAGUAUCUGAAGGAAAACUUCGAAAAGGAUGAAAUAAAAUCGUUUGUCGAUUCUUUCAGAAAGGAGACUGGAGAGGGUCUGGUUGCAAUUCCAGAAAGUGGCGAAGAUGAGAUUCUGAAAGCUGUUGUGGAUAAUUUCUUGACUGUGUUGGGCAAAUCAUGUGAUCACCAUCAUAAAAUUAAUGUGGUUGUGGCAUUGUUGGUGAAGAAGGCUAUUGAAAAAAAGGAAUUCCAUGAGGAUGUGCAUAGCUCCAUUAAACAGUGGGCGGAAAAAAAGGUGAAGGUUGUGGUGCUGGCCCCAUGCUCGUGUGAUGUAAUUAAAUCACUGCUGAUCAGUGGAGGGGUAUCUGAGAGUGAUGUGACAGUUGAGAGUCUGGGUGAAGAUCCACGUUCUGUCAAAGAAUCUUAUGUGAAAUUGGCAGACAAGAUUCAAUUGUCGCCAUCAGAUGUUCUCUUUAUUACUACAUCUCCUCAUGAGGCUACUGCCAGUUCAGCAGCUGGGUUGCUGGUGGUUUUGGUAAAGAUGGCCAGUGCUGAUAAAUGUUGUGAGGAAGAAGGCCAGGAUGCUUUCCGUGUGGUUCACAAUCUGAAAGAUGUCUUCAAGAUUUCUUAUUCUGAUGUGAUACCCCACAAAAUCAGUCGCAAUGAAGCAGUUGAGGAGGUAGCCAAGAGUUGA